GCAAGUCAAGACAAUAACUCAGCAGCUACCUAUGUGAUUACUGAUAUUUUGUUAUUGCACUUACAUUUUGCUGAUUCUUCUAUGAGAGUAUACCUGCAUUUCUUUCCUUUUUUUAUCUUUACAUGAAAUAAGCUGCACCUGCCUCACUGACACGGACUAUAUAUUGACUCAGUAAGAAGAAAAUGUUACUUUCCAGAUCUUAUGUGAUUGGAAGCGUGUUUGUGACGAUACUGUUUAUUGUAGGAUUCUGCUUCCAGAACCCAGAACUAAUUUUUCAAGCACAGCAAAAACUGAAGUGUAAUUGGUCGCAAAAUGUAAUUGACAAAUCCAUAGAGUUGGCGCACUUUGAAAGAAAACAACUUAUAAACAGCGUCGGAUUUAGGAAAGCAGGGCUCAAUGUCCUCACUCCCUGGCUUGCCCCGAUUAUCUGGAAUGGAACAUAUGACAUUGACAUCUUAGAUAACCAACAUAAGGACACAAGGAUAGGACUGUUUGUAUUUGCUGUUAAGAAGUAUAUUCGGUUCCUUCUGCCAUUUCUGGAGUCAGCAGAACAGUUCUUUAUGGUUGGUCACAAAGUCACCUAUUAUGUGUUCACUGACAAGGUCAAUGAUGUGGUUAAACCCAAACUGGCUAACGAUCGUAUCUUGCAACUACACAAGGUUACUGCCGACCGACGUUGGCAGGACGUAUCGAUGAGAAGGAUGGAGGCACUCACACUCUUCACAAAGGAACGAAUGCCGAAAGAGAUCGACUACUUGAUAUGUGCAGAUGUGGAUAUGGUGUUUAAUGAUCACAUGGGAGUUGAAAUACUUGGAGAUCUUGUUGCCACACUCCACCCGGCAUUUUUCCUCUCGGAACGGGAGUCCUUUUCUUAUGAGCGUCGGCCAAUUUCUGCAGCAUAUAUACCAGACGGCCAAGGAGAUUUCUAUUACAUGGCAGCUUUAUAUGGUGGAAAAGUGGAAGAAAUUUACAAGCUCAGCCUGGCUUGCCAGAAAGGUAUCACAGAGGACAAGAAAAAGUCCAUUGAAGCUGUGUGGCAGGAGGAAUCUCACCUGAACAGGUAUCUGGUAUACAAUAAACCUACCAAGGUGCUUUCUCCUGAAUAUCUGUGGGAUACUGAUUUGCCCCAUGGUGAAUUUAUAAAGAAGAGGCGGUUCCUAGCUGUACAUAAAAAUCACAAUGAAGUGAGGAACACAAAAUGAUCUUUUAACCAAAACUAUUUGCGAAGUGACUCACUUUCUAGAACGCUUCUGUCAUCUUGUCAUUCUCGUAUAGUUGUAAAAUAUAAAAAAAAAGUAUGUCAAAAAUGUAUUUAUAUGUAACCAACAAUGUAUGAAUAAUUAUUCUUAAAUAAACAAGUUAUU
Messenger RNA from Pseudophryne corroboree (corroboree frog), 1364 nucleotides. RefSeq names its product histo-blood group ABO system transferase 2-like. The record is from RefSeq and is a predicted model, not a curated record. Gene Ontology annotation, cellular component: membrane; vesicle; Golgi apparatus. Gene Ontology annotation, molecular function: hexosyltransferase activity. The coding region runs from base 183 to 1202 and encodes 339 amino acids. NCBI's taxonomy places the organism in Eukaryota, Metazoa, Chordata, Amphibia, Anura, Myobatrachidae. Gene Ontology annotation, biological process: carbohydrate metabolic process. The transcript has 4 exons.